GGGGUCAAACAGGAAGUCUUCAAACAUAAAAAAUUAUGUGAAAUUCAGCUAAAUUAUCCAGAAACCUAACAUUUUUGUAUAAAAUCAAUACAAAUGGAGUUGCCGUACGAGCUGGCGCCAUGGCCCUGGGAGCCUGCCUGACAUGCUCCUGUGGCGACGCCUCCUCUGACCGUUCACGCUUCUGUGCUUUUGGUUUUGGAGGUGGUUUGGACACCGGAAGAUCACUCUAGGGCUUUUCAGAUAGAGGCAGAGCUUCUGCGUAGCUCAUACCUGUUCUCAUCAGGCCCUGCAGUCUCUUCCGGCGAGACCCGCUCAGCCGAAUGCACGGCUGAGCGCUGGAUUCCGAUACCAGGAGAUCCGAAGGACCCGCCUGGUACUGGUGUACCUAUUCAAGUAUUUGCCAAAAUCUGAUAGAAGAGUUGCAAGUGAGGUGUGCCGCUCCUGGUAUUUAGCAGCCAAUGACCGUUGCUUUAUGAAAAACAAAGUUGUGGUGUUCUACAAGACAGGGUUGAAUGAUGAGAACUCACCAUUGGACAUUUUCGAAAACUCCUCUGUUAUUUAUUACAAUUAUGAAUUUAACGAGGUGGAAAUAUCAAGCAAACUGAAUGGUUUCUGGGAUCAAAUGGGUGACACUAUAAAAACUGUAAAGCUACAAAAUUCUGAUGUAUGUGAGAAAGUUUUUGUCUACAUGCUUGAAAAAUGUGCUUAUCUCGAAGCCCUAGCUGUACAAUCCUGCAAAGAACUAUUUAUGUCCGGGCGGCUAUUAGAAGGCAAAACAGUAGGAUUAUUAUCCAACAGUCUUGAAAAUCUAAAAAUCCUCAGUUUAUCAGGAAACCAAUAUCUUACAGAUGCACUGUUCGAUAGGUUUGUGUCAGCGGCGCCAUCUCUUGAGGAAUUAAAUUUAUCUGGGUGCUCCUUGCAGUUUCAUUUGGGCUUAGUUAAAAAGUUUUAUCCACCAAACAUUGACAUUUUCCAAAACCCAUCAGAAAGUGUAUUAACAUUUUAUUUUGUCUGGCAAUUCAUCAAGUCUAGAGCUAAAUACUUCAAACGAUUGUUGUUUUCAAACACACUCAUCGAUGGAUCAGCAUUAAAGUUGCUUUCAGAAACUGAAAAUUUACAACUGUUAUCUCUGGAAGUUCACUCUUGUGAUCAGUUAACAAACACUGGGUUUUUAGCUCUAACUACGCAUCAAACUACAUUAAGGGAACUUGAUGUAAGUCUGUGCACUCGAGUCACCGACCAAACAUUAGUACACAUCUGCAAAAGUCUAGUCAACCUGGAGUACCUCAACAUACAAAGAUGCCGAGCUGUCACCGAUCUGGGUAUCGCUGAGUUAGAAAAGUUAAAGAAAUUAAAAUUUCUUAACAUAUCUGAAUGUGAAUUGAUAACUAAGGAUGGCCUCAAGAAAGGCAUUUUUAAUGAACAAAACGAAAUCUUAGAGGAACUAGAUGUACAUUCCUUGAAUUUAGAUCAAGCUGCAAUCAUAAUGCUCUCUGAAACAUUGCCAAACUUAAAAUCUUUAAACGUAAGUUUCUGUUUCAAUGCAGUUACAGAUGUAUCCAUACAAGUGAUUUUCAAAAACCAAGUGUUACUACAUACAUUAAAGAUGAGUCACUGUGAUAAAGUAUCUGAUGCUGGAUUGACAGGCAUGAGGAAAGUAGAAGCUGAAGGGGAUGAUGAAGCCUCCAUGUCUGAUUACGACGAACCUGAUGUUGUUCGUCCUAGAAUACACCUUGGAUCCAGAGCUGAAGAAGAAAUUGUAAGGGAUGCUAGGAGAAAACGCGACGUGAUGCGUAUGUGCGAGAAAUUGACCACGAACUCCUUCACAGGUUACUCUUUAGCGCGUAUGAAAGGUCUUCGUGAACUGGAUGUCAGCAGCUGCAAUAAAAUAACAGAUGUUAGCCUAACCUAUGCAUUUAAUUUCAAAGAAAUGAUAAAAUUAAAUCUGAGUAGAUGCCAGCAAAUAACUCACGAAGGACUAGAACACCUCGUUAAAAACUGCCGCAGUAUUGAAUACUUCAACUUAACUGAUUGCUAUAACUUGACAGACGAAGCUGUAAAAGAGAUUGUAACAGGCUUGCCAAGAUUACAGCACUUGGAACUACGUGGUUGCAAUCAACUUACUGACAGGAGUUUAGAAGCUGUGAGGUCACACUGUGAAAAGCUGAAGUUCCUGGAUGUCCAAGGUUGCCGAUUCAUGUCACCUGAACUAGCAUGCGCGAUUGGAAGCCUGCCUACACUGCAUACAGUACUAAUGUCUAAACCAGGACCUUAUAUUACGGACGGCCUUAAGAACAGGUCAUCAGCUCCAGCAUUUUUACCUGCUUUGAUGAGAAAAUUCCGAUUGCAUUAAUUUCCCAGAAAAUCUUCUUGAAACAAAUUGUAACAGUGAAAGUAAUUGUUUUUAAACUGUUGACAUACUCUAUCUUCCUAAUGUAAUACAGUCUCGAUUUCUGAAACUAAAUAUCUUUACGUAAAACACCAACUCAGUUAAAGAUACAAAAUUAUCUUUUUCAUUUACGUUAAUCCGUAAUAGGUAGUGAUACGUGUUUAAAGCGACCAUUAUUAUGUUUUAUUUGUAAAUAACGAUAGUAUAUUAAUUUGUAUAUAUUUUUUCGCAGUUGCGUAAUACAACUAAUCUAAUAACUUAACAUUGUACUUCUCUAUUAUUUAUAUAAG
Hyposmocoma kahamanoa is the source of this 2679-nucleotide messenger RNA. Its product is annotated as F-box/LRR-repeat protein 14-like. The transcript has 4 exons. Gene Ontology annotation, cellular component: SCF ubiquitin ligase complex. Bases 473 to 2353 code for a protein of 626 amino acids. Gene Ontology annotation, molecular function: protein binding. NCBI's taxonomy places the organism in Eukaryota, Metazoa, Arthropoda, Insecta, Lepidoptera, Cosmopterigidae. The record is from RefSeq and is a predicted model, not a curated record. Gene Ontology annotation, biological process: SCF-dependent proteasomal ubiquitin-dependent protein catabolic process.